This is a messenger RNA of Armigeres subalbatus, 1297 nucleotides long. RefSeq names its product activating signal cointegrator 1 complex subunit 2 homolog (gene Cpr97Eb). The coding region runs from base 413 to 1072 and encodes 219 amino acids. The record is from RefSeq and is a predicted model, not a curated record. NCBI's taxonomy places the organism in Eukaryota, Metazoa, Arthropoda, Insecta, Diptera, Culicidae. The transcript is spliced from 4 exons. Gene Ontology annotation, molecular function: structural constituent of chitin-based larval cuticle. Gene Ontology annotation, cellular component: chitin-based extracellular matrix.
CAGUACAGUGAAAAAGUGCUCCAAAUCGCACGCCACAACGAGUCAGCCAAGCCAAUAGUUGCACCGCAGUUUAGUGCAAGAUAUACGGAAAAAAGUCAAAUCAACCGGCCAACAGUGCUUUACCGGUUCGACCGUACCGACCGGCCAACGUAUUCGUUCUUCUGCGGUGAGAGCUGGUGCUUCGAGUGCUCCGGCGUGCGGGCGGACGACGGACGGCGCGUAACGAUUGGAUUAUUCUAGCUAGGGAAAGGAAAAUAGAAGAAAAGUGCCCUCAAUAGCAUCGAAAUAAACGUUCAGUGAAGCAAUCGGUGCAGGAAAACCUCGUGCAUACAGCAAGGACUCAUCGUCAUUCAUCUUUUGCGGCUUUUGUGGCUCAUACUUUAUUGAUUUAAUUAAAUCAACGGAUUGGAAAAUGAACACUUUGCUCAUAUUGUCCGCACUUGUGACAGUCAUCGCAGCACAGAGGGAUUACACCACGCCGGUGCCCAUCCUGAAGCAGAUUAACCGACACAACGAGGACGGAAGCUACAGCUACGGCUAUGAGGCAGCGGAUGGCUCUUUCAAAAUCGAAACCAAAUAUCCAACUGGUGAGGUGCAGGGCAAAUACGGCUACGUUGACGACGGCGGAAAGCUUCGUGAGAUAGAAUAUGGAGCCAGUAAACGAGGAUUCGAACCGGCAGGAACGGAUAUUAAUGUCCCCCCACCGACUUUGACCAACAACAACUAUCCCCCACUAGGACCAAACGAGGAGGAUGAUGGUCAGUACCGCGAGGACCCAAGCGUUUACUACAAGGACUCACGAUACAACUCCCGGCCAGCUACGGCUCCUGCUUACCAGCCUCGCCCAGCGCCAGUCCAGUACAACUCGGCACCACAGCAGUACUACCAGAACAACGUAACCCCAGCUCCAGCUCCGGCUGCUCCAGUCUACCAGCAACCUCAACACCGGUUCCAACCUCAGCAGCAGUAUUACCAACAGCCAGCCCCACAGCAGCAACGGUCGGAAUACUGGCAUCCGAAUGCUCGGGUGGACAUCAAUACCGGAUCGUAUUCACUCAGCUACACCGGCUAACUUAGCUGAGCCAAAACUGGUGCGUGAGGGUGUGUGAGUGUGUCCCUAAGUCAAUUUACCGUGUAUGCCAAGCGCUUUACUUUUAUUGUUAAUGAACUUAUCGUAGAAGUGACGUUUAUGUACUUUUCUCAAUUCUGCGCUACACAGCUGAUUCUGCUUCAGUUGAGAUGAGUUUUCAGGGUACAUCUUUAUCAUAAUAGAAUUAAACGCCUUUUACAUUUUUAA